Molecule: messenger RNA, 1427 nt
Organism: Tachysurus fulvidraco (yellow catfish)
Lineage: Eukaryota; Metazoa; Chordata; Actinopteri; Siluriformes; Bagridae
Product: MOB-like protein phocein
Exons: 8
Coding region: 61-738 (225 amino acids)
Cellular component (GO): cytoplasm
Source: RefSeq, a predicted model, not a curated record
CGUUAUUGUAGUGGAACGCGGAAGUGAACGCGUGUGCGUCACUUCCGGGGCGUUGCCGAGAUGGUCAUGGCGGAGGGUACAGCAGUCCUGAGGAGGAACCGUCCAGGAACUAAGGCGAAGGAUUUUUACAGUUGGCCUGAUGAGUCAUUCGAGGAGAUGGACAGCACUCUGGCAGUGCAGCAGUACAUCCAACAGAACAUACGCUCUGAUUGCGCCAACAUCGACAAGAUCCUAGAACCUCCCGAGGGCCAGGACGAGGGCGUUUGGAAAUACGAGCACCUGAGACAGUUUUGUCUGGAACUGAAUGGUCUUGCUGUUAAAUUACAGGGAGAAUGCCACCCUGACACAUGUACACAGAUGACCGCUACAGAGCAGUGGAUCUUUCUGUGUGCUGCACACAAAACCCCUAAAGAGUGUCCUGCUAUCGACUACACGAGGCACACGCUAGACGGAGCCGCCUGUCUUCUGAACAGUAACAAGUAUUUUCCCAGCCGGGUGAGCAUAAAGGAGUCAUCCGUGGCAAAGCUGGGUUCGGUUUGCCGCCGCAUCUACAGGAUAUUUUCCCACGCUUACUUUCACCACCGUCAGAUAUUCGACAAGUACGAGGACGAGACCUUCCUAUGCCACCGGUUUACUCGGUUUGUAAUGAAAUAUAACCUGAUGUCGAAGGACAAUCUCAUCGUGCCCAUUCUGGAGGAGGAAGUCCAGAACGCUGGCUCUGCCGAGAGCGAUGCCUGAGAAUUCAGAGCGAUGCCUGAGAUGCCAUGCCUACACGCGCACACACACACACACAUAUAAAAUCUAAGUUCGUGCAAAAAUGCUAACAUUCGUGAAUCAGUGCUAGUGGUUGCCAUUCACAGGCUCUCAUUUUCCGCAUAACCCCACUAGCCAACUUCAUUCGUCAUCGGCAGUGUUAGGAUUCUUUGAGUGAGGUCUUCUGUUUACAUCUUGUAUUGCUAACAAAGUACCUCACCUAUAUAAAAGCACAGCCUCGUAUAGAACACGUUGUUUUGCAUCGUUGUGUUCAUCUCAAACAAGAAACUCCAUGAGAUCAUAUAAAAGCCAAACUCUUAAAUUUGCAUAAGAAGUUUCACAGAAAUCAGCUGGCUGAUACACACCCACACACACGCACUUGGCCACAGCAACACUAAAGGGGCUGUUUGAGUGUCAUAAGGUUGCCAUGGUUACCACAUGAUCUUAAUAAUCGUGCGCUGAACGUUUUUAACUGACUGCUUGCUUUUCUUUUUCUUUACUCUUGCUAUUAAGUUAUUGCUAAUGUACUGAACUGAAGUCUAGAACAUUCACAGCUAAGACCAUCCGGCCUUUUUUCUUUCUUUUUUUAUAGUUACAUUUUGGUUUCCAUAAAACAGCAUCAUUUACAUUAGUAUGUGAUUUAAAUACUGUAACUAAUAAACAAGUGUACAGAG